AUCUUGCUUCUCGCUCCUCUCUCUCUCUCUCUCUCUCUCUCUCUCUCUCUCUCUCUCUCUCGCAAUUUGAUUCACUCUCGAUUUGUGUGUAUUUAUUUUCGGUGUGUUUUAUUUCGCUUCGUUUUUCCAUCAAUUUUUUUUUCAUUUCGCGCAAUUUGUGUCGUCACACAUAAUCGACUCAAUAGUAAUAAUAUUGCGAUCAGUGUGCACUUUUUUUUCGUGUGCAUGUGAAUUCGAUGUAUUGCGUUUGUUUGCAAUGCAAACUUUGCAUAGAAUAAAAAAAAAAUCGUAUAUCCGAAUCGAAAAUAUCGAAAUUAUGAGUGCAAUUGGUGGAUUUUGGAGCUUUUGAUUUGUUCGUUGUUGUAAUGGAAUUAAUUGCGCCGGGAGAGGGGAGUUUUUUCUUCGAUUCAUUGAAUGAAAUUCAAUAUUGUAAUGAACAAAAGAAAAAAAAAAGUUCAAUAGUUCAUUCCGAACAUUUGCAAAUUCUGUAUUCAUAUCAAACUGGAACAAAACAACGACGACGGCAGAAAAAGGAAAAAGAAAAAAGAACAAUCACUUCAUAUCAUUGUCAAUUAGUGUUGUGGUUUACUCUUUCAUUAUUUCCUUCAAAAUUCGAAAUGUCAAUAAUAAUGUGUUGUUGCAAAUGACACACAUACACACACUCGUCGAAAAUCCACUUCAGUGCAAUUAAUAAAUAAGCCUUCUUCAUUAUAAUUGUGGUCGUUGUUGUUGUUAUUGUGUAUUGCUCGAAUGACGGUGACGACGACAACGGCGGCGUCGAUAAAAUUUUAUCAGUCAUUUUAUCAAAGUGACACACAGUAUUCAACAAUUGAAUACUUGACACCGUGUCACACAUUCACACGUGCCAAUCGUGUAAAUAUGCUAAUUACUGAAUACCAUUGUACUUCAUUUCAAUUUAGCUUUUCGUGUAUGGUUUUGCUUAUCUGUUUCGAUGUAACGUGUUCCAUAUCACAUGCCAUACGUCGAUGAGAAUAUUCCAGCAACGUCCUUGCUUUUCCAUUCUGUUUACUUGAUCGUUGAGUUGAGUUACAGAAAACAUUAACUAUUCGAGAUUCUCUUCCGCUGAUGCGCGCAAGUUGUUCCUUGUUGCUUGUUUUUUUUUUCUUUAAUCUGAAACGGAUGAAUUCAGAUCAUCGUGAUGUGAUAAUGAACACAACAACAGCUACAACAAAAUAUUAACCAAUAAAAGUGAAAUAGGAAAUAUUACAUAAACAACAACAACAACAGCGACAGAUAUAUCAUCGGAGUGUAAAGUGUAUGGUUGGACAGGACACAACGGUGAUUAUCAAUGAACGCGACAAUCUCAUAAAACUCAUUGUUAUCGGAGCUGAGAAGUAGUGUAAAUAGAAACAACUACGUGCCACAUAAUUGAUAGCUUGAUAGAAAGGAACCUGCAAAACGAAGAAAAUAAUUUCUUGAAUUCAAAAUAGCCUGCAUCCGUUACGCCAAGCCCGUGCACCUAGCCAGACCCAACAAUGACAAGAAAUUGUAAAUGCCCACACUUGGAUAACACUAUUUUGCAACUUUCUCUGUCGGAAUUGUGCAGACUGAAGCAGGGCGUGCCAUGUACACAAUGUGACGUUAGCGGACCGAAUCUAUGGAUAUGCCUAACAAAAACUUGCCUGCACAUUGGCUGCUCAGAAAAUUAUAAUGAUCACAGUACAAUCCAUUACAAACACAAUCCUAGUCACUGUAUUCACAUGAACCAAUCGUCACAACGGAUUUGGUGUUACAAAUGUGAAAUGGAAGUGUUCAUCAUCAAUCAUGGCUACAGUGAGACAAAAUCGAAUCGACGUCAAACCAUCGACUCGGAUGAUCAUUUAAAUUCGGAAAUAUCGCGCAUGAUAAUUCGCAAUGAUUUUGGCUAUGGCAUGACCAACAACAGUGAUGGCAUCGACAGCAGUGCAGACGAUGAAGGCGAUCCUGAUCAAAGCUACUACACAUCAUCCAGUGGAUUGGUUGGGCUACAAAACAUUGCAAAUACGUGCUAUAUGAACGCUGCACUGCAGGCACUCUCGAAUACACCACCAUUGACGGGAUACUUUUUGGAGUGCGGCGACAUUAUAGAGGCUAAUUAUGAAAUGGCCGCACCGACCAGUAGUCAACGCAAAACUGGCCUAGCCAGAAGCUAUUAUCGUUUGGUUAAGGACAUGUGGCUGGGACACAAACGGAAAAACGGUUACAUUACCAGUGCUAGCAAAUUCGGCUACGUCGUACCAAAUGGCAUUUUGUAUGGCAUUCGAAAUGUACAUCCAAUGUUUCGGGGUUUUCAACAGCAUGACACACAAGAAUUUCUGAGAUGUUUUAUGGACCAACUGCAUGAAGAGCUUAAAGAAGUGACACCACCGCCACCAGAUCUGUUAUUAUCCAGCAAACAAAAUAGUUCAUCUGCCAGUUUGUCAUCAAUUUAUUUACAAUCGACCGCCAACACUACCACCACCACCACUGGCAAUUACCUGUCAAUGGGUUCAACCGACGAUGACCGAUCCGGUUGCUCGACACCAUCGCAAUCACAGUCGGAGGCUGAGUACGAAACCUGUGAUAGUGGUGUAUCCGAACAGUCGAGCCUAUCGGAUGAGAUGACAAGUGUUCAUCGAUCAAUACCAAAUACAAUCAAUUCAGCCAAAAUCCAAACGAAUCAAAUGCAAAUGCAAUCAGUGGCCACUGCAUCGAAUUAUUCGCGAUCGCCUAGUCCAACAGCAAGCCAAAGAACCUUUAAAUCGACACAUUCGUCAAUCAAAAGCAAUCGCUCGAAUUCGAUAUCAAGCCUAAAUUCGUUGCAAUUGAAUUCACAACAACAGCAAACCCAACAAGAUCAAGAGCAAUGUGAAAAGAAUGAAUCGACAUCAUCAAAGUUACCCCAUCGAUCGAUCAUAAGCGAUGUGUUCGAUGGAAAAUUAUUGUCGUCCGUUCAAUGUUUAACCUGUGAUCGCGUAUCGACGCGUGAAGAAACAUUCCAAGAUUUAUCAUUGCCAAUACCGGGAAAAGACCAUUUGAAUGUCAUACAUCAGGCCCAAAUGCCACCAUUACCACCGGGCCUUUCACCCGAUGCAGCAUAUCAAGAUGGUUGGUUUUGGUGGUUUUGGCAUUGGGUUCGUUCAUUUUUCUGGGGUCCAGCUGUCACACUGCACGAUUGCAUGUCAGCAUUCUUCAGUGCGGAUGAACUGAAAGGAGACAAUAUGUAUAGCUGUGAAAAAUGCAAUAAACUGCGAAAUGGCAUGAAAUUUUCGCGUGUUCUGGAACUACCUGAAAUGUUAUGUGUUCAUUUGAAACGGUUUCGACAUGAUUUAUCGUACAGUUCAAAGAUAUCGAGUCCGGUGAAUUUCCCAAUGGUUGGAUUGGAUAUGCGACCGUAUUUGCAUAAAGAAUGCAAAUCAAAGGUGUCAACGUAUGAUUUAACAGCGGUAAUAUGUCAUCAUGGUACGGUUGGUGGUGGCCAUUACACCAGUUUUGCAAAGCAUGAAAUGUCGGGCAAAUGGUUUGAAUUUGAUGAUCAAAUUGUUACGGAAGUAUCACCGGAAGUCGUUCAAAAUUGCGAGGCUUAUGUGCUGUUUUAUCGUAAAAGCAAUCCACAAAUGUCAUUGAUUCGUGAUCAUGCCGUUCAAAUUGAGGAGCGAAUCACCGAACAAACGCCUGGCAUUCGAUUCUUUGUAUCGCGCCAAUGGUUGAAUCGAUUUAAAACAUUCGCCGAACCGGGACCAAUCGACAACUGGGCACUGCUAUGUCCACAUGGUGGUCUAUCUCCACGCAAAGCUCGAAUGGCUAGUCAAUUGGUUGUGCCAUUGCCGCAGGCACUGUGGGAUUAUCUGUUUGAGAAAUUUGGCGGUGGACCAGCGUGCAAUCAUUUAUUCGAAUGUGAUAUAUGUCGACAACAAGCCGAUGCCCUGAUACGACGUCAAAAUUUUGAAUUAGAUGAAUUUUCGGCAUACAAAGAUGAGACCACGUCAACCAUUUAUGCCAUUUCAAUGAAUUGGUUCCGGCAAUGGCAAAUGUUUGUGGGUGAUGUGAGCGAAGAAAUUCCCGGACCAAUAAACAACAGUGCAAUCGCAUUGCAAUCCGAUGUGCCGGUGUCACGUGGUGUUAAACCCGGUUCCGAUUAUGCACAAAUCAAUUCAACGCUAUGGAAAUUCUUUUAUAAUAUUUAUGGUGGUGGGCCGGAAAUUAUUUUACGAGGAAAUCCCGAAGAAAAUAUGCGACAACCGAUCGUUCAAUCGGCAACACCAAAUUUGAAUCGAGACCGUGACGAACGUAAUUCAAUAGAUUUAUCAUCAGUAGAUGCUCAAGCAAAUGUUAUGGGCAUUGGCAAAGAAACAAAUCCAGUACCUGUGCAAACACAUAAUCCAAACCCAAACGUAUCGUCAGCCGAUGCACGGAGUACAACAAGUGAUAUCGAUGCAGCAUCGAAAGCAGCUACACAAUUAAACGGCAACGAUCGGGUGAAUGGCCAAGAGCAAGCCGCCACACAUCCAACGACUAGCAAAAAAGUUUCGAAAAAUGUCUCGUUCGAAGAUAAUGACAGCAAUUCAAGUGAUAGAGAGGGAUCGAGCUUGUUUGAGCAAAGCUUUUUCUAUAUACGACGCGGCAAACAUCAUUAUUCAACGAAUCCAGUUUCUGCUCCCAACGAAAUUCUUAGCAAAAAAGAUCGACGACUACGCAGCAUCAAAUCCAAUGGAUUUUUCGGACCCGAAGGCAAAUAUUCAACGAAUAACUGUCCCGAUGACAGUGCGAAUAAUGUAAAUGGAAGCGUCUCAUCAUCGACCGCCGAGGCAAACAAGAAAUUAGACGAAAUUACACCAUUGCUGCAUCAAGCUAGCAUUAGUUCAACGAAUUCACAUGAGCAAGACGAUGAAGCGAAUGCUAGUGCGGUAAAUGGCAGCAAUCGUGGUGGUGCUCACAAAAGCAACUAUCGCAAACGUGUUAAGACGAAAUUAAGCCGAAAAAUAGCCUGAUGACAUGUUCAACCAAUGAAAUGAAUCGUUUGACACCAUCUAAAACUGUAAAACUGUACUUUAUAUUAUUUAAAUCAUUCGUUUCCGGAAACAGGAAGCCAUGUUUCAUCGACCUGAAAUAUUUUGAAUAUUGAAGAAAAGAAAACAAUAUAUUUUCAAAUGAAAA
Molecule: messenger RNA, 5136 nt
Organism: Sitodiplosis mosellana (orange wheat blossom midge)
Lineage: Eukaryota; Metazoa; Arthropoda; Insecta; Diptera; Cecidomyiidae
Gene: Usp20-33
Product: ubiquitin carboxyl-terminal hydrolase 20
Exons: 10
Coding region: 1497-4970 (1157 amino acids)
Biological process (GO): protein deubiquitination
Molecular function (GO): cysteine-type deubiquitinase activity; zinc ion binding
Source: RefSeq, a predicted model, not a curated record